Ornithodoros turicata is the source of this 525-nucleotide messenger RNA. RefSeq names its product receptor expression-enhancing protein 4-like. Gene Ontology annotation, cellular component: endoplasmic reticulum membrane; cytoplasmic microtubule. Gene Ontology annotation, molecular function: microtubule binding. The transcript has a single exon. The coding region runs from base 1 to 525 and encodes 174 amino acids. NCBI's taxonomy places the organism in Eukaryota, Metazoa, Arthropoda, Arachnida, Ixodida, Argasidae. The record is from RefSeq and is a predicted model, not a curated record.
AUGACUUGGCUGUUGCUCCUCCUGGUAAGCCUGCUGCCAGCCAUCCUGUGCCGGCUACUCAUCCUCUUCGUCGGUGCACUGUACCCGGCAUACGCGUCCUGCAAGGCGAUGGAGUCACGGAAUUCACGGGAUUACGCCCAUUGGAUGAUGUACUGGGUCGUCCUGGCCCCCCUGCUCACCAUGGAGCCCAUCGUCGACUGCAUCAUCGCCGACAUCCCCCUGUGCAACCAGCUCAAGAUGGGCGUUGUCCUUUGGUUGCAGUCUCCCACUAGCAGAGGGGCGAGCCUAAUAUUCCGCAACGCCAUUUUACCAAAGUUUGCGCGCCGCGAGAGGGAGAUUAGCGUCUGUGUGGCUAAAAUCAUGGCAGAAGCCGCUCGCGUCAGACCAGGGAAGUACCUUACGCACGAACCUAUUUGCUCAGUGCUGAAUCGCAUGCGAAGUUAUAGUCUUGAUGGUGUGCCCUCGUCGAAUGGUCAGACGGCUGCCCAGGAGUGUCGCGUUCCCGCGCGGUUAUCGGCGAACUAA